Messenger RNA from Paramecium sonneborni, 1530 nucleotides. Lineage: Eukaryota; Ciliophora; Oligohymenophorea; Peniculida; Parameciidae. The record is from the annotation of a GenBank genome assembly.
AUGAAUUAGGAACAUAGGAAAUUGAAUUUACUUAAAUAAAUGAAAAUCGAUACAAAUGAUAUUUAUCAUAUAGAUGCAGAAAAGUUUUUUAAGAAAUAAUGCACAUCCCAUGAAACAAUACUUAUUUCUCGGAUGAUUACAAAAAUCAAUAAGAGAAAUCAUGAAUAAUUGAGAAUGAUAGCAAUUUCUAAUGAAUUUGUUUAUAACAUAGAUAAAAAGAAUAUUAAAAGAAAGAUAGCAAUAAACAAAAUAUUUGGAGUCACGAUAUCGAAAAAAAAUUAAGAGUUUAUUAUUCAUGUACCUGCAGAAUCUGAUUUAUUGUACAAAUCAUAAGAGAAUAGAGAUGUAAUAAUAUUUUAUUUAACUAUUGCAUUGAAAAUGCACAAUAUAGAUGUUAUUAAAAUUUAUUUUGUAGAAGAUGAUUUUUUAUAGCCAUAUUGUAUGCAUAAUUAAAUACCUGACAAAUCAAAAUAAACUAGUUUACAUCCAAAAUGUUCAAUUAGUAUGUUAUAUCCUGAGAAUUUUCAAUUAAAUUACAUAAAUAUCAUGAAUAAAUCAAAAGUAAAUGAACUUUUGGUACUAUUUGCUUAUGAUCCACUAAGAUUACGUGUCAAAUUAGAUGAUUAUUAGAAAUCUGUGGUUUUGUCUUAAGGAUCUUUAAGUAAAAUUUAUUUAUUACAUAAUAAAUAUGAGAAAUAGUAACAAUUCGCUGUAUUAAAAUGUGUCCCUAUGAAUUCAGUUGAUAUAGAUUUAUUGGAACUCUUUCUCAAGAAUUAUGUGAAAUUACCUUUUAUCGAGGAACUUGAAUUAUGUUUCCUCUAUAAUGGUAAUGUUAAUUUUAUAUUUAAAUUUGUAAAAGGAGGGGAUCUUUAUUAACAUCUAAAAGAGAUAAACAAUUUCCCAGAACAAUAAGUAAAAUAAAUAGUUGCAUAAGUAGCAAUAGCAUUAUCUGAUUUACAUGAGAGGGGAAUUAUUUUUGGAGAUUUGAAACCUGAAAAUAUUUUAAUGGAUGAAAGAGGUUAUGUUUGUUUAACUGAUUUUGGAUAUGGUAAAUUGAGAAUCUAUUAGGAAUACAAAAAAACAUAAGCAAUUAAUUUUACUACUGAAUAUUCCUCUCCAGAAUAUAUUAAAAAUGGAGAACUUACGAGAAUGUCUGAUUGGUAUAGCUUAGGAAUUCUAAUUUAUGAAUUAAUUGUAGGUAUCACUCCUUUUUAUCAUAAUAAUUUUGAAAUUGCCUUGAAACUUAUUCUCAAAGGUGAAAUUCACUUCCCCAGGAAUAUAACUUGCUCUUCAUAGUGUAAAGAUAUUAUUCAAAAAUUGACAAGGCAUGAUAGCACUUAAAGAUUAGGAUUUCUCAUGGAUUUUAAGGAAUUACAAAGCCAUCCAUGGUUUCAUGAUAUUUCUUGGGAAGACUUAAUAUAAAAAAAAUAUGAUACUCUAGCUUAUAUACCAUAGUUUAAUGAAAUAUCCUAAAUAUCGGAUAGAUAUUUUAUUAUGGAAUAAUUAAAUGAAGAUGAAAGAAAUUGGUGA